AUGGUCUACACAAUAACCGUGCACCUCCGAGCCAAAUCUUCGGAUCCGGCCAUCGUCCAAAAGCUCAAAAACAAGCUCAUCGAAGCUUCCCGCGUGUACUCCAAAGACAAGGAAACUCUGUCGUGGUUCGUCAUGCAGUCUGUCCACGACGAACGAGAUUUCACCAUUGUCGAGAGGUACGAACAGGAAAGCAGCCAGAAGUACCACCUGGAGAAUCCCUAUUGGAAGACAUUUGACCCGUAUGUCAAGCCGCUUCUUGAAGGGGAGAUGGAUUUGAGACGGUUUGAGGAAUUGGACACGAGCAAGGACGUGGUCGUGGAAUGA
This is a messenger RNA of Cladophialophora bantiana CBS 173.52, 324 nucleotides long. RefSeq lists its product as uncharacterized. Lineage: Eukaryota; Fungi; Ascomycota; Eurotiomycetes; Chaetothyriales; Herpotrichiellaceae. The record is from RefSeq and is a predicted model, not a curated record. The coding region runs from base 1 to 324 and encodes 107 amino acids. The transcript has a single exon.